AUGUCCUCAAAUAAAAAUAAAAAAUGGUCAUCUAUCUCUUCAUUGUCGAAACUUCUUUCUCAAAUUACACAUAGUCUUUUAAUUCCAUCGAAAAAAUCAACACAAACAUUAAAGAAAAAUAAAAAGAAAGUUAAACCAACAGAAUCUAUUAUUAAAAAUGUUGAUUUUGUAGCACAAAGUGUUCCUGUAACUCGUCGUCAUCCACCACAAUCUAUUUCAAAGGUUCUUCAAAUUCAAAAUUCGAUAAAAGAAAAUCAUUAUCGACAAAUAGUUCAUGAAAAUUUGUAUGUAAAAAGUGAAGACAUAGACGAAGAAGAUGAUGAUUAUUCAAGAUAUUCACUUCAACCAAAUUUAUCUCUUUUUAAUAUAAGUACAGAAAAUCUUAAUUAUAAAUCAGAAGAUUAUAAUCAAGAACGAUUAUCACGACAAUAUGAUUGGCUCGAUAAUAUAUUUCAUUCAACUAAGAUUGAAGAAUAUUAA
This is a messenger RNA of Rotaria sp. Silwood2, 480 nucleotides long. NCBI's taxonomy places the organism in Eukaryota, Metazoa, Rotifera, Eurotatoria, Philodinida, Philodinidae. The record is from the annotation of a GenBank genome assembly.